Messenger RNA from Leptosia nina, 2013 nucleotides. The record is from the annotation of a GenBank genome assembly. Lineage: Eukaryota; Metazoa; Arthropoda; Insecta; Lepidoptera; Pieridae.
AUGGAUCGAACAAGAUAUGAACAGUUGACAAUGGCGAGAAACUUGGUGACAGUGUGCAUGUUCUGCCUCUUGUGCGCGGCGCACACGUGCGGAUCGCAUGUGGACAUACAAAGUGAUACGGACGUGCGAGCGUACGAGCCGCAGCGCAUCGAGCAUGCGUUCGACACGAGCAUAGACAAGAGGCAGAGGCUGAGGCACAAACGGGAGGUUCAAGUUAAUCCGAGCAGCUAUGUUGAACAGAUAUUUAGGUUGUACGGUGACGCAGGGUCGAUGACAAUGAACAUGACAGGGUUUCACAGAAUGCUCAAGUGGCUGGAGCUAGACAAGAUGGUCGAAGGUGGUGUACAGAAAAUAGAGAAUAAGGAUUAUAUGUACGAUCAGCGGGGGGCGAUGGAUCACGAAGUUAAAUGUGUAAGCAGUUCAGAACUAAUAACAACAGUGAAUAGUAAAUUAAAAUCACAUGAUCACGACCACGGCCACGGUCACCACGAUCACAGUGAUCACGACACAGAGAAUCUCAUAUCCCAGGACACUUUGCAGGCGAUAUGUCCUAUCCUACUAUACCAAAAAGUCGCAAAUUCCUCUAUAGAAAGGGGGGGCUGCGUUCUAGACACAAAAUUUCAAACUACCCUCAGAAUGCGGGAUAAGAGAGAGAGCGCCUACUCCAAAAACAUGUUCACUGUGUGGUUGUACUCGUGUUUAAGUAUAACUGCGAUCAGCGCGUGCGGUUUACUCGGAGUCGCGGUCAUUCCUAUUAUGCAUAAGACUUAUUAUAAUCAUUUACUGCAAUUCCUAGUUGCGCUAGCGGUGGGUACACUGUGCGGGGACGCGCUGUUGCAUUUGAUGCCACACGCCAUGAGCCCCAUAGAAGACGAAGAAGGAACCGCCUUAGAUACAAGAACGUCGCACGACGACGGCAUGUGGAAAGGCCUGGCGGCCAUGAUGGGCGUCGUGUUCUUCUAUUUCACCGAAAAGGGUCUAACCGUCGUGGUGGAAUGGAGAAAGCGCAGACAGAAGCUCGAAGAAGACAAACUACCUCCCAGGGUCCGUGUGCUCAAAGACGAAACGGUUGGAGGUUGUUCUGGUGGUGCUAAAGCACCCAUUUCCAAUUCUACCUCGAAUUCCCUAAUGAAAAUCUUUAAGAGGGACGAAAAGGGCGAUCCAACGACGAAAACGUGCAAACACAAGUACUCAGAGUACCCGUACUGCUAUGACGAAAUAGACACGGACACCCACGACGAGCAUCAUAUGAGAGACGGCGUUCCACCCAGUCCUAAAGCUAACAAGGUAAAUAGCGUCAGCGUUGUCUCGUCUAACGCGCUGAAUGACAAAGAUAAGGAACCGACUGCUAAGGACUGGUUGUUGAAAGGCGAAGCACCGGCGGUGGUUGAAAUGAAUAAUAUUAAGCACAAGGAGGAUGGCGUCAAGGACUUGAAGGAUGGAGAUAGCUAUACUGUUAUUUUGAGAGAACACUCCCGCGCCCACCACGGUCAUUCUCAUGCUCAUGGUCACGUGCAUGCACCACCAUCUUCCAUGUCUUCAGUAGCUUGGAUGGUGAUUAUGGGCGAUGGUCUUCACAACUUUACAGAUGGAAUGGCAAUAGGUGCAGCGUUCGCAUCGAACAUUGCCGGUGGAUUUUCCACAGCAAUAGCAGUAUUAUGCCAUGAAUUACCACACGAAUUGGGCGACUUCGCUGUCCUGUUGAAAGCCGGUAUGUCUGUGAAACGAGCGGUCUGCUACAAUAUCCUGUCGUCUGCGCUUUGUCUGGCCGGUAUGGUUUGUGGGGUUUUGGCCGGACAUGCACCAUCAGCUACCAGAUGGCUCUUUGCUGUAGCUGCUGGGACCUUUUUAUAUAUCGCCCUCGUUGAUAUGAUGCCCGAGCUCAGCACAUCACACAGCAAAGAAGGCACCUUGUGCCAAUGCCUCUUGCAGUUGAUGGGGCUCGCUACUGGCAUUGGAAUCAUGCUGGUCAUUGCCCUCUAUGAACAUGACCUCAAAAACUUAUUUGGAUAA